Molecule: messenger RNA, 4113 nt
Organism: Drosophila sechellia
Lineage: Eukaryota; Metazoa; Arthropoda; Insecta; Diptera; Drosophilidae
Gene: shi
Product: dynamin-1 shibire
Exons: 16
Coding region: 1-2511 (836 amino acids)
Biological process (GO): receptor internalization; synaptic vesicle budding from presynaptic endocytic zone membrane
Cellular component (GO): cytoplasm; synapse; microtubule
Molecular function (GO): GTPase activity; microtubule binding; GTP binding
Source: RefSeq, a predicted model, not a curated record
AUGGAUAGUUUAAUAACAAUUGUUAACAAGCUGCAAGAUGCGUUCACAUCGCUCGGCGUCCACAUGCAACUGGAUCUGCCGCAGAUCGCGGUGGUCGGUGGCCAAUCAGCUGGCAAGAGUUCCGUCUUGGAGAACUUCGUGGGCAAAGAUUUCUUGCCGCGUGGCUCUGGCAUCGUGACUCGCAGACCACUAAUCUUGCAACUUAUCAAUGGAGUUACCGAAUAUGGAGAGUUCCUUCACAUUAAAGGCAAGAAGUUUUCCAGCUUCGAUGAGAUCAGAAAAGAAAUCGAAGAUGAAACGGAUCGUGUGACCGGUAGUAACAAAGGCAUUUCAAACAUUCCAAUUAAUUUGCGCGUCUACUCGCCGCACGUACUCAAUUUAACGCUGAUCGAUUUGCCCGGCCUGACAAAGGUGGCCAUUGGCGAUCAGCCGGUGGAUAUUGAGCAGCAAAUUAAGCAGAUGAUAUUCCAAUUUAUUCGCAAAGAGACUUGUUUAAUUCUGGCUGUGACCCCGGCCAAUACCGAUCUGGCCAAUUCGGAUGCCCUCAAGCUGGCCAAGGAGGUGGAUCCACAGGGUGUGCGAACCAUUGGCGUUAUAACCAAGCUGGAUCUGAUGGACGAGGGCACCGAUGCGCGCGACAUUCUGGAGAACAAGCUGCUACCGCUGCGACGUGGCUACAUUGGCGUGGUGAAUAGAUCCCAGAAGGAUAUCGAGGGUCGCAAGGAUAUCCACCAGGCGUUGGCCGCCGAACGCAAGUUCUUCUUGAGCCAUCCCUCCUAUCGGCACAUGGCCGACCGUCUCGGCACCCCCUACUUGCAGCGCGUGCUCAACCAACAACUAACCAACCACAUCAGGGACACGUUACCUGGCCUGCGGGAUAAGUUGCAGAAGCAGAUGCUCACUUUGGAGAAGGAGGUGGAGGAGUUUAAGCACUUUCAGCCAGGCGAUGCCAGCAUCAAAACAAAAGCUAUGCUCCAAAUGAUUCAGCAGCUGCAAUCAGACUUUGAGCGAACUAUUGAGGGCAGCGGCUCAGCUUUGGUGAACACAAACGAGCUCUCAGGUGGCGCCAAGAUCAAUCGCAUUUUCCAUGAACGUCUGCGCUUUGAGAUCGUUAAGAUGGCUUGUGAUGAAAAGGAACUGCGACGAGAGAUCUCAUUUGCAAUUCGAAAUAUCCAUGGUAUUCGCGUUGGCCUCUUCACACCCGACAUGGCGUUCGAGGCGAUUGUCAAGCGGCAGAUAGCGCUGCUCAAGGAGCCGGUUAUCAAGUGUGUCGAUCUAGUCGUACAGGAACUUUCUGUGGUCGUGCGCAUGUGCACAGCUAAAAUGAGUCGAUACCCACGUCUGCGUGAGGAGACCGAACGUAUUAUCACAACACAUGUGCGCCAACGCGAGCACAGCUGCAAGGAACAGAUCCUGCUGCUCAUUGACUUUGAGCUGGCCUACAUGAACACCAACCAUGAGGACUUCAUUGGCUUCGCCAACGCUCAAAACAAAUCAGAGAAUGCCAACAAAACUGGCACUCGUCAGCUGGGCAACCAAGUCAUUCGCAAGGGUCACAUGGUCAUCCAGAACCUGGGCAUCAUGAAAGGUGGAUCGCGUCCGUAUUGGUUUGUGCUGACAUCCGAGAGUAUCUCCUGGUAUAAGGACGAGGAUGAGAAGGAGAAGAAGUUUAUGCUGCCGUUGGAUGGUUUAAAAUUGCGUGAUAUUGAACAGGGAUUUAUGUCAAUGUCUAGACGUGUUACAUUUGCUUUAUUUAGUCCCGAUGGACGUAAUGUUUAUAAGGACUACAAACAACUGGAGCUCUCGUGCGAGACUGUGGAGGAUGUGGAGUCCUGGAAAGCUUCCUUCCUGCGAGCUGGUGUCUAUCCCGAAAAGCAGGAGACUCAGGAAAACGGCGAUGAGGAAGGACAAGAGCAAAAAUCGGCCAGCGAGGAGAGUUCCAGCGAUCCACAGCUGGAGCGGCAGGUCGAGACCAUCCGUAACCUGGUCGACUCCUACAUGAAGAUCGUUACGAAGACCACCCGUGACAUGGUGCCCAAAGCAAUUAUGAUGCUCAUCAUCAACAAUGCCAAGGACUUUAUCAAUGGCGAGCUGCUGGCACAUCUGUACGCGUCCGGCGAUCAGUCCCAGAUGAUGGAGGAAUCGGCUGAAUCGGCCACACGGCGAGAGGAAAUGCUGCGCAUGUACCGUGCUUGCAAGGAUGCAUUACAGAUCAUAGGCGAUGUAUCAAUGGCCACCGUGUCCUCGCCAUUGCCACCGCCGGUUAAGAACGAUUGGCUGCCCAGCGGCUUGGACAACCCACGUCUAUCUCCUCCAAGUCCGGGUGGCGUUCGAGGAAAGCCAGGACCUCCCGCACAGAGCUCCUUGGGUGGACGGAACCCACCAUUGCCACCAUCUACAGGUCGCCCAGCGCCAGCGAUUCCGAAUCGCCCAGGAGGUGGCGCACCACCACUACCCGGCGGUCGUCCCGGAGGAUCUCUUCCCCCACCAAUGCUACCAUCGCGUCGUUAAAUUGUUGUCAGCGUCGAGAGACAUCUACAUAUGUAUCUAGGGGAUGAAUCUGCAAAACGUAGCUUGCUGACGAUUUAACCAACCACAAACAAUACUUUCAACAAUUGUAAUUUGAUAUUAUUCCGGCAAAAUCCAGAAAUUUACAAAAAAAAAAAAACAAACAACCAUGAAAAUGAUCCCAAAAUCCUAGAAAUCCAGAAAUCAACAACGAUGGGAAAUCGAUACAUUUGAUUCGCUUGCGUAUUAUUGUAGUCAUAUAUAUAUAUAUAUAUAAUCUGAAGCGUUGAAACUGAUAUAAAUUCUUAAUAUGUGAAAAGCAACUAGUCGAGAUGCACAUGAUUUCUUUAAUUCCAUAAGAUGUUUUUCGUAAUGUCUACUUCCCCGUGUAGAUAUAUAUACAAUAUAUACAUAUGUGUACAAAUGUAUGUGCAUUUGUUCGUGCAUGCCUAAUUAAUUAUUAUUAUUAUUAUUUGAUUAAUUGAGUAAUUGAUGUCCCCCCCAUUAUCAACGGCAUAAGCUCAAAAGUUAUGUAAACUAUUUGUAUGGGCAGAUGCUUAGUGACGAUAUUAACCAAUGAUCUUAAUUAUAUAGCUAACUAUUAAUAAAUAGCUUUCGUUAACUGCAUUGUGUUGUUGUUGAUGUUAAACUAUAAAACCCAAUUAAAUUAGAAAAUGUUAGGUAACGCAGCGUUGAGAACAUUUCAAGUCAGUCACAAAGUAUUUCCCUGAACUUAAAAAGCAAGCUAACAUUAAUUAACAACUAAAAGCGAACUAACUAAACACUAAAUUACCCCAUCCAUUUAACGGAAAUGCACACGGCAUUUACAUAUUGGGAUUCAAACUAAUUAAGUAGGACUUGCUUUCGCUUAUCGCUAUAUAUCGUAUUAUGAUUUGUUCGCCAUGAAUUAAAUACAAUUAAUUUCUGUAAGAAACAUGUUAUUUGUAUGUAUGUACAUAUUCCCCAUCCGGAUGCUCGGAUUUGUGGAAUCAUCAGCUGUCCCGUUUCCAAGAAACGAUUAAGUUACAGGAUUAAGUUAACGCUUAUUUGUAUUGUCCAUUCCUCUUCGUAUUUGUAGGUACAUAUUUGCUUAAGUUUGUUCAGGUCAGAGGUCAAAGUACUGAUUUGAAUUCGAUGCAAGCUGGUUAUUUUGAUUGCGAUAGUUAAUAUUUGCGAAAUUUGCUGAGAUUUUUUUCAUGGUUUGUAUCGAUUCCUCCCAGGAACAUACAAAGAAACAAAAACUAAUUUAAAACAAUUUAUAUGUAUAACCAUAAUUAUAGCCAAGACAAAAAGUAUAUUUUCUUUUAAAUUGACAUUAAACCGCUUUUUUGCCACAACAACCCUAAAUAUAUCUAUAUACAUAUACACAUAUAUAUAAAUAUAUAUAUGUAAAAAUAUAUAUACGAAAUACGUGUUUCCAAUAUUUUUAUGUACAAUGUAUUAUUUAUAAUGUUGAUUACAAAUAUAUAAGUCAUGAAAAUACUCUUGUGACUUACUCAAAUGGAUUGUGACGAUGGAAAUAUGCAACAACUUAAAUUACAUAUGACCAGUUUACGUAUACACACAAAUAAAGUGCAUAAAUAAAUACAUAAAUUGUUCGUAUUA